Herpailurus yagouaroundi (jaguarundi) is the source of this 2913-nucleotide messenger RNA. RefSeq names its product ADAM metallopeptidase domain 15 (gene ADAM15). The record is from RefSeq and is a predicted model, not a curated record. Gene Ontology annotation, molecular function: integrin binding; metalloendopeptidase activity. Gene Ontology annotation, biological process: proteolysis; innate immune response; integrin-mediated signaling pathway. The annotation marks the transcript as partial. Lineage: Eukaryota; Metazoa; Chordata; Mammalia; Carnivora; Felidae. The transcript has 22 exons.
UCCCAGAAUGCAGUGCAGGAGUCCUUCCAGCCGAGAAGGGCCCUGAGUGGCCACAGUCACCGGCUGUGCCCAGCGCCAGGGGCUGGCUCGCUCAGCACUCUCUUGGGGUGUCCUGGGGACCCUGCAGGUGGCCCUGUGGAGGAGCGGACAAGGCCAGAGAGGGCCCUGGGUGGACACUCGGAGCCCCAGAUCUUUCAAGACAGCCCCACACUCAGCCUAGCGGAGAUGCUCCAGACCAAUCUGCCUGAGGCUCUGCGGAUCAGAUUGGAAUUGGACGGUGAGAGUCAAACCCUGGAGCUGCUGCAGAAUAGGGAGCUGGUCCCAGGCCGCCCACACCUGAUGUGGUACGAGCCCGACGGCACCCGUGUGGUCAGCGAGGGACACACUCCGGAGAGCUGCUGCUACCAGGGAGUGGUACAGGGCCACGUGGGCUCCUGGGCGUCGGUGUGCACCUGCUCAGGGCUCAGGGGUCUGGUGGUCCUGUCCCCCGAGAGAAGCUACACCUUGGAGCUGGGGCCCGGGGACCUGCGAGCCGCCCCCAUCAUCUCCCGGACCCGAGACCUCCUCCUGCCAGGCCGCACCUGUGGGUUGAGCUGGCACGCAUCUGCGGCCACGCGGGCUCCCCAGGAGCGGCCCCGGGGACGGCGCCACAGCCACACGCGCAGUCGUCGGCGGAGGCGGGACGUGGUGGCAGAGACCAAGGUUAUUGAGCUGGUGCUCGUGGCCGACCAUUCUGAGGUCCAGAGGUACCCGGACUUCCAGUACCUGCUGACCCGCAUGCUGAAGGUGGCCUUUCUCCUGGACACCUUCUUCCGGCCCCUGAACGUCCGGGUGGCGCUGGUGGGCCUGGAGGCCUGGAGCCAGCGUGACCUGGUGGAGAUCAGCCGGGACCCCGGCCUCACGCUACACAACUUCCUGCGCUGGCGGCGGGAAGACUUACUGCCUCGACUGCCCCACGACAGCGCCCAGCUCGUGACUGCCACCUCGUUCUCCGGGCCCGCGGUGGGCAUGGCCGUUCAGAAUUCCAUCUGCUCUCCUGAUUUCUCGGGGGGUGUGAACAUGGACCACUCCACCAGCGUCCUGGGGGUUGCGUCCUCCAUAGCUCACGAGCUGGGCCACAGCCUGGGCCUGGACCACGACUUGCCAGGGAACAGCUGCCCCUGCCCGGGCCCGGCCCCGGCCAAGAGCUGCAUCAUGGAGGCCUCCACAGACUUCCUGCCAGGCCUCAACUUCAGCAACUGCAGCCGGCGGGCCCUGGAGGAGGCUCUCCUGGAGGGGAUGGGCAGCUGCCUCUUCGAACGGCGGCCCGGCCUGCCCUCUAUGGCCGCGGUCUGCGGAAAUAUGUUGGUGGAGCCGGGCGAGCAGUGUGACUGUGGCUUCCCGGACGAAUGCACCGACCCCUGUUGCGAUGACUUCACCUGCCAGCUGAAGCCUGGGGCGCAGUGCGCGUCCGGCGGGCUCUGUUGUCAGGAUUGCCAGCUGCGCCCAGCCGGCUGGCAGUGCCGCCCUGCCAGAGGGGACUGUGACCUCGCAGAGUUCUGCUCGGGAGACAGCCCCCAGUGCCCUCCUGACGUCAGCCUGGGGGACGGCGAGCCGUGCGCGGGGGACCAGGCUGUGUGCGUGCAGGGGCGCUGCGCUUCCUAUGCCCAGCAGUGCCAGGCUCUCUGGGGACCCGGGGCCCAGCCUGCCGCACCGCGCUGCCUCCUUACCGCCAAUACGAGAGGCGAUGCCUUCGGGAGCUGUGGACGCAGCCCUGAUGGCAGCUACGCGUCCUGUGCCCCUAAAGACGCCAUGUGCGGGCAGCUCCAGUGCCAGGGGGGUUGGGCCCGGCCGCUGCGGGGCUCAGCCCGGGAUCUGCGCUGGGAGAUACUAGAGGCCAACGGGACCCAGCCGGAGCUGAACUGCAGCUGGGUCCACCUGGACCUGGGCAAUGACGUGGCCCAGCCCCUCCUGACUCUGCCCGGCACAGCCUGUGGUCCUGACCUGGUGUGCAUUGACCGUCGAUGUCAGCCCGUGGGUCUCCUGAGAGCGCAGGAAUGUCGAAGCAAGUGCCAUGGGCACGGGGUCUGCGACAGCAAAGGACACUGCCGCUGCGAGGAGGGCUGGGCGCCGCCGGACUGCGCCAACCGCAGCAGAGCAACCAGCUCCCUGACCACAGGGCUGCCCCUCAGCCUCCUGCUGUUGGUGGCCCUGAUGCUCCUGGGCGCCAGCUACUGGCACCGUGCCCGCCUGCGCCAACGGCUCUGUCAGCUCAAAGGCCCCAGCUGCCAGUACAGGGCAGCCCAGUCUGGUCCCCCAGAACGCCCAGGACCCCCGCAGAGGGUCCUGCUGAUGCCAGGUGCCAAGCAGGCCAGUGCUCUUGGCUUCCCGGCUCCCCCUUCCAGGCCGCUGCCUCCUGACCCUGUGCCCAAGAGACUCCAGGCUGAGCUGGCUGACCGACCCAAUCCCCCCACCCGCCCUCUGCCCGCUGACCCGGUGGUGAGGCACCCUAAGGGGCCCGCCAAGCCCCCACCCCCGAGGAAGCCAUUGCCUGCCAACCCCCAGAGCCGGCGCCCUUCGGGUGACCUGCCUGGCCCAGAAACUGGAAUCCAACCCGUAGUGGUACCGUCCAGACCUGCACCGCCGCCCCCAGCAGCGUCCUUGCUCUACCUCUGACCUCUGCUGAGGUUUCCCGGCCUGCCACCCGGACCUAGGACUUCAAGAGGCCGACCAGUCCCUGGAGUCCCCCGCGAUGACUGAGGGAGCCGGAGCCUGGACCCCAGACACUGCCACGGUCCGCUGAGCAGCUCUCUAGGGACCCCCUCACGCCAUGGAAGCUGGGGUUGGGGAGGGGCUGGGCGCUGGACUGGGCUGAGGGAGGUGCACACAGCCUGUUCCUGCUCUGGUGCAAUAAACAGUGAGGUCUGGGCAGCG